This is a messenger RNA of Brassica rapa (field mustard), 912 nucleotides long. Its product is annotated as probable transcription factor At1g66420. Gene Ontology annotation, biological process: regulation of DNA-templated transcription. Gene Ontology annotation, cellular component: nucleus. Lineage: Eukaryota; Viridiplantae; Streptophyta; Magnoliopsida; Brassicales; Brassicaceae. The record is from RefSeq and is a predicted model, not a curated record.
AUGGCAAAUAAUAUGAAGCACCCAUUGGAAGAUCCACCAUCCCUAUCUUCAAGCGCCGCCGGCGAGUUCUUGUUCAUUUCAUCUCAAGAAGAAGAUGAAGAAGACCAGCAGCAUACCAUCUUUUCUUCUGAUGAGGGCGAACCCGAAGAUCCUCCACCGAGGAGUUCCAGCGAGGCUCUGCUGUUUGGUAGGAGGAUCUCAACCAACGUGAGAUCGAAGCGAGCCAGGAGAAUGUAUACACAAGGUGAGAAAAUAGGAGCAGAUCAUAGAAGACUGUUUAGUGAGAAAGAUGAGAUUGUUUUGUUACAAGGUGUAAUUGAUUCCCAAGUGGAGAAUCCAUUAGGAGACAAUCGCUCACUCUACGAAUCCAUCAAGGGUUCUUUUAGCUUCGAUAUUACGUUGAGACAGUUUAGCGAGAAGCUUCGGACUAUGAGGAGGAAAUAUACAACUAAAGAAAUGAGGGGUGAACAAGCUUCUGCUUCGAAUCCUCAUCAACAGAAGUGCUUUCAGUUGUCAAAGGCUAUUUGGGGAGUUGAAGGGAUAGCUUUUGAAUCUGCUAACGGUAAAUCAAAGGAGAGUAAGAAGGUUGACUUAGUCACUCCACGUAAGGGUAAGAAUAAUGUUCAAGAUGGUAGUAAAAGAGAAGAUAUGAAGAAGUCACCACAUGUUGUGAUAAAAUCUGAUUGGGAUGAAAGUUCGUUUUUUCUUGGUAUGGAUUUUCUGAAAGAAAAAUGGACCAAGGUGCCCACUGAGACUAAGAAGAAAACCCAAGAAAAGAUGAAGAAGUUGCAUGCUAAUGAACUUGAAUGUCAAAAAUAUGAAGAGAUGCUGAAGGAUAUGAAAGUUAAAUGUGAACAUGACAAGGUAGAGCUGUUGCAUGAGGUUACCUCUUUGAUCAUGGCAGUAGAAUAG